Molecule: messenger RNA, 3735 nt
Organism: Thalassophryne amazonica
Lineage: Eukaryota; Metazoa; Chordata; Actinopteri; Batrachoidiformes; Batrachoididae
Gene: nrde2
Product: NRDE-2, necessary for RNA interference, domain containing
Exons: 19
Coding region: 16-3564 (1182 amino acids)
Biological process (GO): RNA processing; regulatory ncRNA-mediated post-transcriptional gene silencing; negative regulation of RNA catabolic process
Cellular component (GO): catalytic step 2 spliceosome
Molecular function (GO): protein binding
Source: RefSeq, a predicted model, not a curated record
ACGUGAUCACAAAUAAUGACGUUAUUAUGGUGCGACCAGUUGACUGUCGUCAUGGCGCUGUUUCCAGCGUUUUCAGAAGUAAAUACAGUCAAAAAAGGAGAUUCAGCUCAAGAAUUGGACUGGCUGACCAAUCGUAGUUUUCGUUCUCAGGACGCUGUCUACCUUCAUAAUCGAUGUUUGGAGGUCAGUGAGACCCAAGAUGACCAGGAAACCAGUGUGGAUGCAGUGGCGAGGUCUGAAGAAGAAAAUGGUGCACCACAGGCAAAGAAAAAGAAGAAGAAGAAAAAAAAGAAACACAAAAAGAGAAGUGGGAGGGAUUCCAGCAGUGGGUCAGAUUCUGAAACCAUCUACCCAAGUGACCUCCGAGAUCAGGAGACGGACCGGCCUCAGGAGACUCUGUCAUCAGGUUCCUUCUCCUGGUUGGAUGAUGUGCAGUCUGCAGCACAGCACCCUUUCUGUAUGGACUCAAAACCAGAUCAGGCCAACUGGACCUACAAGUCUCUGUACAGAGGAGAUGUUGCCAGGUACAGGCGGAAGGGUAGCUCCUUGUUGGGUCUGGACCUUCGGACUCAGGCCGUCAGCUGGGACAAGUCCGACUCUGGUAAGAGACGGAAAGACAUGCGCAGGAAGAGUUUGGAGCACAGAUACUUCUCUGUGCUCAGUCGCCAGCUGCUGAGGUCAGAACCUCGCCUUCCUACAUUACCCAUCCCUGAUUCCAGUGAUGUCAUCAGGUCUGAGUCUUAUCUGCCUCUGGGUGGCGAUGAACAGGAAGGCAGCAGAGAUUUGGGUACCAGAGGGUCAGAAGUGAAUCCACUUGGUGUGUACGACUCUUCUACUGCCCUCUGGCUGCAGGGGAAGGGAACCCAAACCCAGACGAAACACCAGAAACCGGACUUGCACACUGAUUUGAGUCGGAGAACUGAAGAGUUUAAUAGGCAGCUGAGAGAAAUGCCGACGGACACAGAACUGUGGAUAAAAUUCAUCCGGUACCAGGAUGAGAUGAGCAAAGUUGCAUUUGGUGGUGACUACGAACUUAAGGGAAGCAAUAUAGCUGAGAGUCGCAAGUCCUCCUAUCGAGCAUUGCUGCAGAAAAAACUGAGCAUUGCCGAGCGUGCUCUGGCCACCAACCCGACGAGUGUUGCUCUGCAGCUAGAGAGGCUCAGGAUCUGCCAGGAGCUGUGGGAACCCGCGGCCCUCUCGAAAGAAUGGAAGAAACUGGUGUUCCUUCAGCCAAACAGUGCCACCUUGUGGAGGGAGUACCUGCUAUUUACUCAGAGCUACUUCAGCAACUUCACAGUGUCGAAGGUGAACGCAGCCUAUGGGAAGUGUCUCAGCACGCUCAGCGCGGUGCAGGACGGCAGCAUGGUCUCCCAUCCACCUCUACCCGGGACGGAAGAGCAAAUGUUGGGUAUCUUCAUACAGCAGUGUCACUUCCUGCGUCAGUGUGGCCACUCUGAGAAGGCGAUGUCUCUGUUCCAGGCCUUACUCGACUUCACUUUUUACAAGCCUGACAGCGUGAGAGAACUGACCACCAAGCAGCAGGUGGAGUUCUUUGAGCCGUUCUGGGACAGCGGUGAGGCGCGGGUCGGGGAGCCGGGUGCCAGAGGUUGGAAAGCCUGGAUGCUUCAACAGGAGCGAGGAGGCUGGUUACAGCAGAGUUCAGUGGAGGAGGAUGAGGAGGAGGAUGAGGAGGAGGAUGAGGAGGUGAAGGACCGGAGCCGGCCCCGAUGGACGGUCUGGCUGGAUGUGGAGUCGUCUCGUGAAGCAGCUCACUGGUUGCCCUGGAGACCGGACAAAGACAAAGGCCAAUCGGAAGAGGACUGUGAGGAUCCAGACAGACAGGUUCUGUUUGAUGACAUCGGUCCUUCCCUCAUUUGUCUGUCCACUCCAGAGCUCCGCUUCCAUCUGCUCCUGCAUUUCUUGUCUUUCCUGGGCCUGCCUGUGGACCCUGUGCUCUCUUCUGCCCCCUGUCAGCCAAGUCUGCUGCUGGAGAACAUCUCUCUCUUCAAUCAGAGUCAUGACCUACAACAUCCUCUGACCUCCCACAACCUGCCAGAUACUGGGGUCAACUCUGUAGGUCACAUGACCACUCUCCAGGGACGUCAGAGCUGGGUGGGGCUUGGAAAACAGGGGGAGAGGUUUGUCACCCAUGUUUUCAAAAUGGUCCUUCCGGCUCUCCCGGCCGCUCAUCGGGCCAUCCUGUCGCUCACCUGGUUACGCUACGAGAAACUCAAGGUUCUGCGCUGUAGCAACAAAAAGAGUCUUCGCUUUCAGGGAAAAAGCAGCAAGCGGGUCGCCAAGCGGCUGCUCAAAGAACCCGAGAACCGUUCCUCGUUGGUUCUGUGGCAGGAGUACGCCCACCUGGAGUGGAUCUUGGGCAACAUUGAUGAGGCACGCAAAGUGUUCUCCACGGCCACGGCGAUGGCAGGAACUAAGGGGCUGAGUAGCCCCGCCCUCUGCGAACUGACUCUGUUAUGGGCCCAGCUGGAAGUGGAGGACAGUCAGAAUGGCGGUGGAGACGUGCUCGCUGACUUAACCGCUUCCCUUGCUGUAUGUGUGUUGACCCGUCUAGCAGAAGGAGCUUCCUCUUCAUCCUCACCCCCUUCUCCAGUUUCCAUCCUGAAAGCCAGAAGGUCAUAUGAUCAGGCUUUGAUGGACAGCUUGUCUUCUCUGGACCAACACCAUUGUGACACCAGAGGACCAGAAGAACUGAGACUGAAAGGUGUGGUCGGCUGUUACGCUCUGUUCCAGUACCUGACUGUGAGCGUCCAGGCUGCUAACUCCAUCUACAGCCAGGCCAGGGAGAGGAUGGAAGCAACACACCACGCGCUAACAUCUGAAGAACACCAUAGUGACGAAAUGAGCAUCCAGCCUGGUGCCGCCUCGGCUGGCUGCAGACGUACCAACAACCGCCAUCUUAACUGGCUCACUUCAGAGUGUCAGGCAUUAGCAGUACAGCAGGCGGCAUUGCUGAGGCAUCACUGCAGUAUUGGUGUGUUUCCGCUGGCAACUCUGAGAGAGGCGCUGACCUCUGCUCUCUGUGCAUGGCCCAACAGCACCCCCCUCUGGAAGAUCUACAUACAGGUGGAGAAUCGUUACCACAGUGCUGGGCGGGCACGGCGCUUCUUUCACUCCAUAAUCAGAGUUAACAGCAGCGUGUUGCCACGCUUCUUUGCCAUUGUUUCUGAACAGCAGAGGAAGCAGCUGGUGGAUGCUGCCCAGAGGUCCUGUUGCCAUGACGCUGCCUUGCCCAUCCUGCCAGAGAACGGCCUCAGCAACCGCAUCCGUGGACUGUUUGAGAGCGCCAUAACAACAGAGACGGGAGCUCACUGUCCCUUACUGUGGAGGAUGUACCUGCACUUCCUGGUGUCAGAGGGGCUGGGGAAUGAAGCCAGAGGGAUUUUCUACAAAGCUUUGCAGAAUGUUCCUUGGACUAAGGGUUUGUACAUGGACGCCGUGCAGCUGUUUCCUGAGCGGCUGCAGGAGUUUGUCGAUCUGAUGACGGAGAAAGAAGUCCGGCUCCGGUUGCCAUUAGAGGAGCUCGAUAUUCUGCUGGAGGACUGAAUGCACGUGCACACGUCUCAUUCACGUUCUGCGUUUGUGCACAUUGUUUGUUAGCAGCUUUACUCAGAACCCAAAUCAGCCAGUUUUCACCAAGUGUGCUGAAACCUUUUGUCAAACUGGAACAGAAAGCAAUUAAACUUGGAGUGACUAUCAGGAUGGUUUGUUUUAAUG